This is a messenger RNA of Dioscorea cayenensis subsp. rotundata (Guinea yam), 2179 nucleotides long. RefSeq names its product pentatricopeptide repeat-containing protein At3g16610-like. Gene Ontology annotation, cellular component: intracellular membrane-bounded organelle. Gene Ontology annotation, molecular function: RNA binding; protein binding. Gene Ontology annotation, biological process: RNA modification. Lineage: Eukaryota; Viridiplantae; Streptophyta; Magnoliopsida; Dioscoreales; Dioscoreaceae. The record is from RefSeq and is a predicted model, not a curated record.
AAAAGAACCAAAAGAGCAAACCCAAAUGCCAAAUCCUAACAAGAAAUGGAACCUAAUGAUCCAAGCAUCAACAAGAAAUGGUUUUUUUUCUAAGUCCCUGCACCUCUACUCCUCCAUGAUCAACUCCAAUGUCCAUGGAGAUAGCUUCACCUUUCCUUUCAUUGCAAAAGCUUGUGGAAAACUUGGUUCCAUCUUGGAUGGGAUGAAGAUCCAUGCCCACACUAUCCUUCUUGGUUUCCAAUCUAAUGCCUUUGUCCAGACUUCAUUGCUUGACAUGUACUCCAAGUGCUCUUGUUUUGUUGAUGCAAGGAAGCUGUUUGAUGAAAUGCCUCAAAGAAACUUAGUUUCUUGGAACUCCAUGAUCCAUGCUUACAGUGUCCUCUCUGACAUGCCUAAAGCUCUGGGGCUUUUCAAUGAGAUGAGGAGUGUCGGCAUUAGACCCAGUGCAAGCACUUUGGUUAGUAUUGUUUCAAUGUUGGCAUUGAAGCAAUGUACCUCAUCAGUUCACUCUUAUGGGAUCAAAGUUGGCUUUGGUUCAGAUUUGAGGUUCUUGAAUGCUGUCAUGAGUGCUUAUGUGAGGCUUGGUUUGUUCAAAAAUGCGCGCCUUUUAUUCGAAUCUAUUGAGGAAAGGUCUAUUGUCACUUGGACUGUGAUGAUGGGUGGGUAUGUGAAGGCCGGAGAUUUCAAUCAAGUGUUCAAUCUGUUCAAGACAAUGCUUCGAGAAGCGAUUGAAUUGGACUCUGUUGCAUUCUUAGGUGUUAUUUCAGCUUGUGUUUUGCUUGGGAAUUUGUUUGCAGUAUGCAUGGUCCAUUCUCUGUUGAUAAAAAAAUGCGGUUUUGAUGGAGGACAAACCAUUAUUGCUUCCUCACUUGUUAAUGCAUAUGCAAAGAGCAAUGACACGAUAUCUGCGAGAAGAGUAUUCGAUUCUGUGCCGAGGAAAGAUGUAUCAUUGUGGACUUCCAUGAUAAGUGGAUAUGUUCAUGUUGGGUGUUCUGGUGAAGCACUGGCUUUAUCUGAAAACUUGCUAACUUCAUCCAUCAAGCCAAACAAAGCCACAAUUUCUACCAUUCUUUCAGCCUGUACUGAUUUUGGAUCACUAAGCAUUGGCGAAAAGGUCGAAGAGUAUGCAAAAGCUAACAAUCUCAUUCUCGACUUGCAGGUGUGUACCUCCUUGAUUCAAAUGUAUUGCAAGUGUGGGAACAUUGAAAGAGCAAAGGAAAUCUUUGAAAGAGUUCCUUGUAAAGAUUUGGCAUUAUGGAGCACAAUGAUCAAUGGAUAUGCUUGCCAUGGAAUGGGACAAGAAGCUCUGUCUCUAUUCAAUAAAAUGCAAACAGAAAACAACGGCAACAUCAAGCCGGACGCAAUUAUUUUUACUAGUGUUCUACUGGCUUGUGACUACUGCAGCAUGGUAAAUGAAGGACUGAAGUUUUUUUACAGCAUGAGAAGAGACUAUGGCAUUGAGCCUAGUGUUGAGCAUUACUGUUGCAUUGUUCAACUUCUUGGUAAAAAUGGUGACAUUGAUGCUGCAAUUGAAGUUGUCCAUGAAGUACCAAUUGAAGCACAAAAUCAAGUGUGGCAUUGCUUGCUAAGUGUAUUCAGAGAUCAUCAUGAAAAUAAACUGGCAGAGUUUGCAUCAAAAGGAAUUUUAGAUUCCAAGUGUAAGUAUUCCAGUGAGGACUAUGUGUUAAUGGCUAAUAUUUGUGCUUCUUUGGGGAAGUGGAAAGAAGCAUCAGAGUUGAGAGGAUUGGUGGAUAAGAGAAGAUUGUUUAAAGAGCCUGGAUGGAGUAGAAUUGAAUCAAGAGAUUGCUUCAAAUAAUUGGAAUGAAUAUUCCUUUAUAUCAUUGUUAAUAUAUAUAUAUAUAUAUAUAUAUAUAUAAACAAUAGGUUGGUGAUUAUUAUUAGUCAUGUCAAUUAUGUUGAUCACCUUCCUUUGUCCCUACAUAUUAACAUAGGAAUAUGCAACAACAUUCUGGCCUGAUUUUUUAGACCAGUUGUUAUGGAUUGGUGGGGAUUGUAAAUUUAGACCAAAAAGUAGAAUCAAUGGGAUGACAGACACCAACAUUUUUUGGAUGUAUAUUAUGCUCAUGACUUGUGUAUAGUUUGAUGAGAAGUACUGUUGAAGAAUUGCAUUUGGGAAACCUUAUUGUAACAGUAUUCAGAAUCAUAGAAUGUUUAAUCA